AUGACUCAUGGUGCUUGGGUUCUGGACGGCAUUGUCGUUUGCAACGCUGCACGCGCGUCAAAGGAUGGUCUAGACGAGUAUGAGAAUGAUAGCUUCAUAGCAGACUCUGAUGAUGAGGAAGAAAAUGUGGGAGGAGAGGAAGUAGAACAGAAGAGCAAUGAUGAGGGUCAAAAAAAGAAAAGGAAAAAGAAAAGGGAAUCAGAAGACUUCAUGCUUGAUGAGGAUGACUAUAUGUUGCUCGAGGAUAAUAAUGUCACCGGCAUCAGUCGGCCAAAGCCAAUGAUGAUGGAACAGGGACAAAAGACAGUGGCAACGGGAGAGUCAAAUCCAAUUAAUUCCAAUUCUAUUUCCUCAGAUGCUGUGCCUUUUGAGGACUACGAGGAUGACCAGCAGGCAGAGGAAACUGAGGAGCUUGGUAAUUACGAAGAUGAUUUGGGAGGUUUCAUUGUGGAUGAUGAUGAAAUUGAUGGGAAUGGCCAAGUUGUAAGAAGGAUGAAGUUUAAAAAGAAGGUACCACGACAAGCCGCAGGUGUAUCAUCAUCUGCUCUACAAGAGGCCCAAGACAUAUUUGGUGAGGUUGAUGAGUUGUUAGCACGAAGAAAGCAAGGGCUUGAGAGGGAGGCUUCUAACUCAGGUGAGUUGAGAGGGAAGAGGCUUGAAGACGAGUUUGAGCCAUUUAUUCUUGAAGAGAAGUAUAUGACAACAAAAGAUGGGCAAAUAAAAGAAAAUGAAUGGCCUGAGAGGGUGCAGUUGUCUUAUGAGUUGACUGGCGAUCCUCCAACGGAUAACACGAUGAUAGAGGAAGAAAGUUUAUGGAUACACAGCCAACUAACUGGCGAUGGGUUUCUGUUCUUUUUCGGUGAUGAAUUGAACAAGGAUAUUGACCAGAAGGACAUUGCUAACGUUUUGACCAUGCUGCAUGUCAAAAAAUUUGAAAUUCCAUUCAUUGCAAUGUACAGAAAGGAGAAAUGUUCAAGCCUGCUAAAAAACCUUGAUUCUUAUCAGGGUAAUGAAUAUGAUGUGCCCAAAAUGAGGUGGCAUAAGCUGCUCUGGGCAGUUCAGACCUUAGACAGAAAAUGGCUACUUCUUCAGAAGCGCAAGGUUGCUUUAGAGUUGUACUAUGAGAAACGAUUUGAUGAUGAGAAACAGAGGAUAGAAGAUGUCACAAGGCAGGAACUUAACAGGCAACUUUAUAAUUCUAUCAUUGAUGCGCUAAAGGAUGCUAAAUCUGAGAAAGAGGUGGAGGAUGUUGAUGCAAAGUUCAAUUUACAUUUUCCUCCUGGUGAAGUUGAAGGACAAUUCAAACGUCCAAAAAGGAAAUCCUUGUACAGGAUCUGUCACAACGCAGGGUUAUGGGAGGUUGCCAACCAAUUUGGGCACAGUUCUGAGCAAUUUGGUCACCAUCUAACAUUAACAAAAAUACCUGCCCGCCGCCUGCCGCAGAAGCCCCGACGCCGGCCGCAUCCUCCCGCCGCCGGAGAUCCCCCGCCAACUGCGCUUGGCUUCACGGAGAUCUUGAUGGAGGAAGAUAUAACUGCUGUUGGCUUUGCGGAGGGCCUCGGCGUCAUCUUCGUCACGACAAGUGCUGGCGUCUUCGCGAUUAACCUGGAGUCAGGCCAAGUCAAGAAGAUGUCCGGCAGAAGGCCCGUCCCUGACGUUGUCAUUCCUUACAUGAGCUUCUAUACUCCAGAUACUGUUGAUCCAAAUCUGAGCUAUGGCAUGGUUAUGAGUUUAUCAAUUGUCUCUUUUCAGAUCAUGCUACGGGCUGACCACCAGUACCAUGAUGAGAACACUGGGAUCCAUUCAUUCCAUGAUGAUGAACCUUCUGUUGGUGCAUUGGCUUAUGGCAGACAUGAUGCUUUAAGUGCUUUGGUUUUAGUUGACUAUAAGCAAGCAAUGAGUUGGAGUGUGAUCGUGAAAGCAGAACAAGAUAAGCUUCUCAAGGUUACUGUAAAAUUGCUAGAAGAUGCUAAGAAUGAACUGAUGUCUGAUGCACGUGAGAAUUAUCUAAGUGACUGUGUCAGCAAGUCUGCGCAGUUGUGGGAUGAGCAACGAAAGAUGAUACUAGAUGAUGCCUUCUUCAGUUUCCUUCUUCCAUCAAUGGAGAAGGAGGCUCGAUCACUGUUGACAGCAAAAGCUAAACAUUGGCUCCAUAUGAAAUAUGGGAAACAGUUGUGGAACAAGGUAACUGUUGCUCCUUGGAAGGAGGAGGAUGCUGACAUUGAUUUGGAUGACGAAUCAGAGUUGAGAGUUAUGGCCUGCUGCUCGGGUCCUGGGAAGCCAUCAAUCACCUUUGUAAUUAACAGGUCUCAAGGUGUCACCGAGGAGCAUAAGAAGAAGAAUGGAGCAUCAAACUACAAUUGCAGACAACUCAAGGAUGAUAUUUAUGAGGUUAUUUACAAGGGAAUCGUAGAAGAUAAUCCCAGAGAUGUUAUCCCUCACAUGAAAAAUCUUAGCAUUAUCUAUGGUGAUGAAUCUGUGCCUCGCUUGUAUGAGAACUCUCGAAUAUCUUCGGAUCAACUUCCUGGCCACUCAGGCAUUGUGAAGAGGGCUGUGGCACUUGGACGUUACCUUCAGAAUCCAUUGGCAAUGAUUGCUACACUAUGUGGACCUGGAAAAGAGAUACUUUCUUGGAAACUGCAUGCGCUGGAACAGUUUCUCACUCCUGAUGAGAAGUAUGAAGUUGCUGAGCAAGUAAUGGUUGAUGCAACAAAUCAGAUAGGUUUCGAUAUUAAUCUUGCUUCUAGCCAUGAGUGGCAUUUUUCAACAUUACAAUUUAUUUCUGGCCUGGGUCCACGCAAAGCUUCAGCUUUGAAAAAAGAUCUGGUAAGAGAGGGAUCAAUUUUUAGCCGCAAGGAUCUUGUAGAACCUCUAGGCAGGAAAGUAUUCAUGAAUGCUUCUGGGUUUUUACGUCAAAAAAAACUAGCUAAGGAUAUCUAUGCCGAGGAUGCACCACAUGAAAUGAAUGAAAUGGAUGAUGACGAGCAAGAAUUGGCGAUUGAGCACGUUAGAAAAAUGCCACAUAUGCUUGGACUUGUAUGUAUUGAGGAGUAUAUAAAGAGCAUUCUAGAAGAAUACCGAAAAAAGGAAACACUGUGUGAUAUACAGAAGGAGCUGAUGUAUGGUUUUUAUGAUUGGAGGACCCCCUAUCUUGAGCCAAGACGAGACCAGGAAUUUUGGAUGCUUUCUGGUGAAACUGAGGAUACCAUAUCUGUGGGAAGGACUGUUCAAGUAACCGUUUGCAAUAUACAAGAGAACAAAAUAAUUUGCAUGUUUGAUUCUGGUUUGAAAGCCAUAGUUAUGGCAGAUGACUAUUCUGAUGAGGGUUUUGAUCCAGAAUCAUCACAGUUACAUGAAGGUGAUGUAUUAACUGGCAAAAUUUGGAAUUUGGAUAAAAAUAGGUUCAUGGUUCACCUAACCUGCAAGGCUAGUGAAAUGAGGAAAAUACCAUUGUCCAGACGUCAUCAGGAUCCUUAUUAUCAUGAACAAGCUAUGACCUCACAGACUGCACAAGAUAAGGCUCGAAAGCAAAAGGAACUUGCAAAGAAGCAUUUCCAGCCCCGGAUGAUUGUUCAUCCCCACUUCAAGAACCUGACAGCAGAAGCAGCCAUGCAGUUUUUAUCAGAUAAAGAGCCUGGUGAAAAGGUGAUCCGAGCAAGUUCUAGGGGACCAUCAUUUUUUACUCUAACCCUAAAAAUUGCUGAUGGUAUUUAUGCACACAAGGAAAUAUCUGAAGGUGGAAAGGAUCACAAAGAUAACAUGCUUGGCCUGGGAAAAACACUAACAAUUAACAACGAAACUUUUGGAGACCUCUAUGAGCUUGUGGUUCUGGUGGUGGUGCUGGUGAUGCAAAUGAUGGUUGGAGGAGAGAUGGUAAUUAUAAGGAUAGAUCUUUAUCUGGAACUGGAAGAUCAGGAGGGAGGUUUAACUCAAGGAACAACUCUGGUGGUGAUGGACAAGGACGUGGGCAUGGUCGAGAGGUACCUGCGCAAGAUUUCGAUGAGACUGAGGAAGGCCAGGAGCGACGGUAAGGGGUUACCGUCAUCCAUGGCCGCCGUUGAUGACACGGCCAGCGAGAGGGCCGAGUACGUGGCCCGCGCCAUCUCGUACUGCAAGGACACGCUCCGGCGCGGCACGUCGCGGUCGCCGUCCCCGCCGCCGCCUCCCUCGCCUAGCCUUGACGAGUGGCUCCAGGACAGACAGGAGGAGAUCAUCGAGGCCGCCGCCGUGCACUGCGACGAGUGCAGGGACUCGCGGCCCUCGCCGACGCGUCCUCGCCGGGCCGCCGGAUGGCCCCUCGGGAUGCAGACGAUGGCGAAGCGAUUCAAGGAGUCGCCGUGCCUGGCCUCGCCAAGCCGGGACAGUUCACUCGCCGCGUGCGCCGUCUCGCACAGCGAGGAGUCACUGCAACCGCAUCACGGCCACGGUUGCCGUGGCGAAUCGUCAAUGAGCAGUUUGGACGAGACGGAGUUUCUGAAGACAUUCGAUGGGGACUUGGAGAUGAUCAAUCACCAUUUCAUCACUGUGGAGAUCUGA
This is a messenger RNA of Miscanthus lutarioriparius, 4536 nucleotides long. The record is from the annotation of a GenBank genome assembly. Lineage: Eukaryota; Viridiplantae; Streptophyta; Magnoliopsida; Poales; Poaceae.